AUGACACAACUCCAAGUGAUCCUUGACAGACUCGCUGCAGAAAACUUGAAUGGUCCCAUAACACCUACUAGCUCUUCUGGAGGAUACCCACCGCGGACUCUGAGGAGGGCUUCUCACGAUGUCCAGAACUAUCAAGAAGAGGCUCAAGAAACAGACUCGCUUGAUCCAAAGUGGCUGGCUUUGUUUCAAGAAUUUUUUUUAGAAAAUAGCGACUCGAGGCACGAUGAUUUGUUGUUUUUCGUAAGACAGAUGCAUUCAGAGAAUGAACACUUGGAUCCAGUCUUUGUCAAAAGAAAAACUCAACCACAUGUUAUGCCACAACUAGAUGAUGCUGUAAUGUGGAAAGAAACGUUCUUUCUGAACUUGAUUGUCCAGCUCCCGUGUAAAUUAACAGUAGCAGUAUGUACUAGAGCAACCUUGCCGGACAAUUCGCAAAAGACAAGUAUGACGUGUUCACAUCGACACGUAUCAACACGAGUAUACGCUCUUCCAACAAAAUCACGCAUGGACAUAAAAGACACAUCAAUGGAAUGUUCCUAUCCGCUUAUCUAUUAUGUGGUUGAUGAUUAUGAAGAAAUGUUUGAACAAUUAAUUGUUAGAGAGGACGAGUAUCUAUGUGUAGAAUUAGCAGUGCCUUCAACUGAUACUAAGAUCACGUUAUUUCAAGGUGCCGCACCUUAUUCCGCAUUAUUGGAUAUUUAUAAGCAAAAGGCUUCUAGUAAGCUAAACAAGAGAUUCAAGAUGGGACCGGUGAACCCUCCGACGGAGUACGUUAUGAUGCGGGGACCUAACAGCAAAGGGCAUGCACAGGUGGCGAUUACUGCGGCUCCGAUAGAAAAUACACAAGAGACAAUCGACAUUACUUCCCCAUCGAGUUUUGCACCAUAUUCAACGUCCGAACCGUUUAACAAUGUUAAUGGUACCAACGUCUCUAGUACUGCAAUGAAACGUGGUAAUUCAGGAAACGGUUUUAAAUAUGACGAUCAGGCAUCGCCACAGCUACGUUCAGCAUCAUCAACGUCUGCUACAAUCUUUCAGUCGUUGAAAAAAUUAUCACAACUAGCUAUAUCAGAUCGACCAGCCUUAGAACCCGAGAGCCUUAGGUGUUGCAUGACUUUUAUUAACGUGCCGUGGACCAGCGUCGUCAG
Paraglomus occultum is the source of this 1148-nucleotide messenger RNA. NCBI's taxonomy places the organism in Eukaryota, Fungi, Glomeromycota, Glomeromycetes, Paraglomerales, Paraglomeraceae. The record is from the annotation of a GenBank genome assembly.